ACUUCCACAGUAAGAGUAAGCACAUCAGGUGAGAGGGUUUGGUCUCCACCGGCUGCACGGGAUAACACUCAACAAUGGUUGUCAAGUCAGAAGCUGAUAUAUUACACAAUUCUAUGACAGAGGAUGAUCCCAACAGCAACAUUCAGUUUAGUGAGGGAGAAGGUAAACCAAGAUGGGGACCACAACAUGCAGGAGCUAAAGAACUGGCUAGCCAAUAUACGUUUGGGAAAAGAAUUCAAGAAAUUGUGUGCCUUGUUAUCAGCCUUGGAUUGAUGGUAUUUAACCUAGGGCAGUUAUGCUGGCAUUUUGACCCAUCCAACCUUCACUACAUCAUUAUUUGUGCAGGUCUGGGCAUCAUCACAGCUGACUUUUGCAGUGGUGUGGUUCACUGGGCUGCUGAUACUUGGGGUAGUGUGGAGCUUCCCAUAGUAGGAAAGGCCUUUAUUCGUCCUUUCCGAGAACAUCAUAUAGACCCUACUGCCAUCACACGGCAUGACUUUGUGGAGACUAAUGGAGACAAUUUUGCUGUCACUAUACCCUUCCUGGCAAACAUGGCAUACCACUUUGUCACCCUGACACCACAACAGAUUCAAGCUGAAUACAACUGGCAGUGCUUUGUCUUCCUUCUGGCUAUCUUUGUCAGUGUAACGAAUCAGUGCCACAAGUGGUCACACACCUACUUUGGACUGCCUUGGUAUAUUACAUUACUGCAGGACUGUCAUGUCAUUUUGCCUCGCAAACACCACCGUAUCCACCAUGUAGCCCCUCAUGAGACCUAUUAUUGCAUCACAACUGGUUGGUUAAACUACCCUUUAGAGUGCAUUGGCUUCUGGUCUCGUCUAGAGGCUGUGAUUGAGGCAGUCACUGGCAGCAAGCCUCGCUCUGAUGACCUCAAAUGGGCCACUAAGACCCACUGAUGUGUGCUCCUUUGUUUGGGAUGUUGGCAGUUUGUGAGACUUUCGAAAAAUUCAUUGUUUGCUUUUUAGAAUGAAUGUUUUUUCAUUUGUUUCUGGCUGAUUUUUAUUUUAUCUGUGGAGCAAAUUUUUAAAAUGAGAUAAAGAUUUAUUUUGUCAACCUACUCAGGUUAUAUAAGCUGACUUACAGAUGUGUUACAUAGGCCUAUAGUGGCGGCAGAAAUGUAUUGUACCAAGAGACAUAAACUAGGGAAGGAUGGGAGAGUAUUUUUCAAUCCAUCACAUACCCUGAAAAGCUUUGACCUCCAGACUUUGAUAGGUCAUGUAUAUAUUCAUGCAUAAGCAGUGAGUACUAUAUGUAGCAGGGCUUCUGCUAAGGCUAAAUUCUUUGGGGUCCCAGGGACCCUUUCUUCGGAUUUCUAUGGGGUCCCAGGCUAACUCUAAGGGGUCCCUUUACAAUGUGAAAAAAUAUCAACAAAAUCAACAAAUCGACAGUCGACUCAUAUCUUGUUAGUACGUAUCUUUGAAAAUUGGUACAGCCAGUGACGGAAGCAUUUUUCUGCCGAGUUUUUAGACACACGGAACACUUCAUGACGUGACGACUCAUCAAACUGUAGCCAUGAAAACUCUUUCUCCCACACAGUUUUGUAGGCUCUCACUUUUUUCUUUUUGGGUGGGUUGUCAUCACAGGUACUAAAUGGAACAGGGCAUGAUGAUGUGGGUUCAUGAUCUUCAUUAUCUUGCUGUUUGUCUUCACCCUCACUUUCUUUCCGUUUCUGAGACGAUGAUUUUAACCAUAAUGUCAACGACAUCUUGGAAAUAGGUUUUGGAACUCUUUCUGGUAAGGGAAAAAAUUCAGUGUUAAGGAAGUUACUCUCACCUUGUAGCAGACAACAAUAAUAGAUUGGACUACGAUGUCAGACACGACACUUACCUAAUUUUGUAUCGGUUCUUCGCCCAAAUUUGAAGGGGUCCCCUGGGACCCCAUUGACGAAAAUUGAAGGGGUCCUCUGAACUUUUAAUGUGUACUGUACACAAUUUUUUGCAUUAGCAGAAGCUCUGUGUAGUCUUGUGUACAAGAAUGUACACUCACUUCAAUUUAUUUAUAUGUAUAUAAAAGUGUGUGUGUGUAGGCUUGGGAAUCCAUAUUAAUAACAUAGAUAUAUCCCUCUACUUUUUGGCUACCCUGGUCGAAUUCCUUCAUUUUAACAAUACUUCAUCCUUCCUUUUUUAGAUAAUCUAAAAGCAUAAUUCACCAGGAUGAUGGGGUAAAACCACUCCAAAGAAGAAGCAACUAUUAUAUGAAAUAAUUAAAAUGAAAUAAUUGUAUUUUAUAUGCAGCAUUAAGGGCUAAAAUGCAUGAUCUAAAAAUGGACAAGGGUAUCAAUAAAAGAUUUGUACUAUGCAUGAUGUGUUUAUAAUAUAACCUUGAACAUGAGUGCCCAUGAAGCUUUAUAUGCUUGGCUUCUUUGGAUUAAAACAGGAACAUUUAGUGGACUUUUUCAAACAUCUAGAGCUGACCAUUAGUUUCAGUUAUGACAUUCUAUUAUGUAACCAACAUCGACUCUUUAAGGGACUUUUAAUUAAAACCUUUUAUCAGAAUUUUUUUUUUAUCAUAAAGAAAACCCUCAUUACUUGUACAGUUUGCUGUACAUCAUGUUUAUCUUUUUUUAAAUGCAAAAAUUCAAAAGCAUAUACUGUUGGUUUCUGUAAAUAACCUUGCAUACUGAAGCCAAACUUUUUAUUUGGUCAUCAGAAAACUGUUCGCUUUACACAAUUAGUUUAUUUCAUUUCUGCACAUAGGUUAAAAAAAAUGGUUUGAUAAUAAUCAUCUAAUUUUUUUAGUUACCUUUUGAUACUUGUUGAGACAUGCUGUCAGUUUUAUAAUUAAGUAUUUCAGACCUUUGAGAACCGAGUCACAUAGAAUUAUGUCAGAAAAAUAGUAGACGAUGUUUUGGAAUUCAACCAGCAAUACUUAAAGAAUAAAAUCAUCCAUCUUUUUAUGGUUCCUUAAUUCUUCUUUAGCAAAACUUUGGAGGUAAAUGCAGUAUUGUUGAAGUGUGAUAUUCUUGGAUAUGUAUAUAAGCGAUUAUUUUGUAUAAAACAUUAAUGCCAAACAUAAGUGAGCGUUUUAAAAUAACAAUGGAACGUGAUUUCAAAUAUUUACGUUCAACAACUCUAAAUUCCUAAUAAUGAUUAAUAAUAUGGCAUGUUAAGAGAUAUGUCUUCAGAACAGAUCUAUACAUUUUAUCAUGUUAAUAGUCACCCAUAAAAAAACAUUUUUUAGCUACUUGCUUUAAAUUUCAGUACAUUUUCUUUUCUAAACUGAGAUAAAAUGCAGUCCAGAACAUUGGUACCAGAUUAUGUUAGAACUGAUAACCUAAAAUUAUCUAUAUAAUUUAAAUAUGCUGCAAGUGUGAAGUCAGUAAAAAUGGCAUUUUUUUGUUUUUUUUUGUUUUUGUUUUUGUUUCUUAGUGGAAUUCCUGUACUUCUGUCCUUUUAAACCUAUGAAACGAAACUGUGAUUGUUAUUUUAUUCUUUUACAUUGUACAGCUGAAGGGGAAAAGAAUUGGGAGGUAAAUAAUUAAUAAAACUGAAUAAAGCUGCUUUGAGCAGUUCAUUGUCCAUUGUUUUAUAUCCUGUGCCUUUUUGCUUAGUGCAUCACUGCUGUUUUUAAAUGGGCACAUUUCUCACAGACUGGAUACGACCACCACAGUUUCAUAAAGACCUAUAUAUAUUAUGUCAUGGCACUGAUUUACACAGAACUGUUUCGCACUUGCUCGCUGUCUACCAGGCCUUUUUACAGUUUUCAGCAGGUGUAAGGAGCAGUGAAGAUCACCGAAUAGCCAUGCUUUUUUUUUUUUUGCUUCAGAUUGGUGUAUUAAAAAUGUUUAUUCUUGUUCUCAGGUAGCAGGUAUGAUUACUGCAGUGCCAAGUCUAGACUUAACCUCCCCUUACAUUCCUGGUCAGACAGAGUAUCACACUCCUUUCUCUUUUCAUCAAAAUUCAUUACAUUGUUUUGAUUGUAAGUGAUUGAAUAAAGAAUCAGGAAAAAUGUUGUAGCCAGUAAAAAAAAAAGUCCAAGGGAAAAUAAAUUUAGGAGGAGUAAGUGUAAGGCUACAUUGUGCAUGUAUAAAGACUUCUGUCUCAAAAGUAAACCCAAGAGAGGUAAUAGAAAAGGAGUGACUGCAGUGGAAAUGGUUGCAGGAAAUCGGUGAAGCAAACUGAUUUUUAUGGUCCGUCUUGGUUAAAAUAAUAGGUUUAAGUUGGUGUACAUUUUCUAUUCAGUACUGAGAGCUUAUAAGUGAAAGUGUGAAGUGUGACUCCUAGAAUUUUUUCUUUAUUUGCACAUUUCACCAGCGUGAAGGAGCACUCUUGAUGGUUACAUUUUAAGCUAUGCUACCUUAUCCAUUACCAGAGCUGUCCAGUAAGAGUGCUUUACAAAGAAAGCCUUAAGAAUUGUGUCCUGAUAUUACACAUCACAAUUGCAUAUUUUCCCCAAAACUUCUGUAUGCUUGCUAGUAAUAACUUGGAAUUCUGAGAACCCUGCUUCUAAUGACCACAGUAAGGAAUCAGAAAUGACAUUGAACUCAGCUUCAUCCACUAUGGCUGCUUUAUUUAUAUAGCAAGGAUGAGAUAUUAGAAUAAUACAGAUGCUCUAUUCCUCUGUUGCCGGCACCAUGUCCAAUGUAAAUUGAUGGCUUUCUUCAGCAAACAGGACAAUCAAAGGUGAAACUGGGAAAACGUGAAGAAAAAGUAGAGUACUACAAUCAGCAUCAUUAACUUCUAUUAAGCUGUUGCAUUUUGGUGCAAAUUUUGAAAUGUUUGAAAGAAGUAUUCUUUAUAUAAAUGAUGUCACAAAUGUUGACAAAGGUGCAUCAAAAAAUCAAGCCCCAGGAAAGGAGGGUGGAGGCUAGAACAGUAGGUAUAGCAGCAAGUGUGGCUAAGCGAUGACCCCUGUGGGAGAAUACAGUGCUUAUUUCUGGCAUCCAUAGAACAAAUGCAUUCCAUUCACCAGAGCACAUUACAUGAGUGUAACCAGCAUCAUAGAAAUGUAUAUUCAUGGGCAUACAGACAUCUGCACAUGCAUUUGAACUAAUUUUUGACUUGUCACUUGUGUUUUUGAUGAAGCCUGUAAAGUACCUAGAGACUGUUUUCUGUGCUUGCCAUUUCUAAAGAACAAAUAUGUUGCUCUUAUGUUUUGUCUUUUAUUGUCAUUAUUUUUUAAUAUCUUUGUAAUAUAAACUAAAGUUAUAGGUCCAGUUAUUCUUAAUAAGGAUGUUUCAGUAAUGCAAAACAAUUCUUUUAAAAAGUAAACUGAUGGAUUUUAAAUUGAAAAUAGCUUCUUUUUUUUUUUUGCAUAUUUGAAUUAAAUGUUGAAGAGUUACUCAAAAAUAUAUGAUCAAAAACUAUGCCCACUAUAGGGAUGAGCGAAAAAAAUGUAACGAAUUAAACAAUAUUUUGUUGUAAAUCAACAAAGAAGCAUUUCUCGUCUUUUUCUCAUGGUAUUACAAAGCAGAGAAAAUGUUUUUAAGUACUAAAUGAAUAAAAUGAUGAAUAUUUGAUGCAGAAUUUCAGCUGAGCUUGGCAAGAGUGGACUAUAGUCAGUGACCUAAACUUUUUCAAGCCACAUUUUAGUGUUCUUUGAAUGUUAAGUUAUAUAGCUGCUACAUAGUGCCAUAUUUUCAGUUGGUAAAAGGGUGCAAUUUUCUUCAGUCGUGAGUUGUAUUGAGAUUUUAAAUGUCACUCUUCCAACACUUGAAUGAAAUAAAAUAUGCUUGGCAUUUGCAUAUCUAGUAAUCAAAAUAAUAAACAUCCGUCAUCACAGAUCUGCUUUUCACACUACAGGAUAUUUAUAAUAGGCAUUUAUAAAAUAAUACAUCAGCUGUAAGAAUGUCUGCUGUGUAAUAAAUUUUUGGAAGAAAAGCAUUUUCGCUGAUAAAUAUGUUAAAUAAAAUCUUAAGGACCAUUGCUGUGAUUUCACUUUUUUUACUUUGUGCCAGUUUCUUCACCUAAGGAUGGAGUUCAAUAAAUAUCAAAGCCAUAUUGCCAUAAAAAAAUAGGGGGAAUGCCAAAGAAUAUUUAUUUUUCUUUCCAACAUUUUAUGGUAGCAUUUUCAUGCUUUUGAUUUUUAACUCUUUUUUUACAGCUUACUUGAAUAUGUACAACUGAAAAAAACACAUCUUGCAGAUGGACAGAAACUGAAUACUUAAGCAUUGACAGCCCUUCCACCUAACCACUUAAAAUUGUCACACAAAUAAAUCAGUCUGGGUGCUAAAUAAUUGUUUAGGAAUUUAUUUAAACAGUUAAUAUAUUUUAAAAUUUUCUAAGAUGUAAAAUGUCAGAUUUUAAUAGACAUGUGAGGAAUGCCAGCUUUUCUAUAAAAUCUUUAUUUUCUUAAAAAGUUCCUGACUUUGUUGUGAGACCUUCAUUGUUGUAUUUGGAACUGCUUGUCAUAAUUGCCUCAGAAGUCGAUAAGCAUUCUGUACUGAGCUGUUUUGUGACUUGAGGUGGUACUUGUUAAGAUGUUAAGAUGCUUUCAAUAUUUUGUAUGUUACCUACAAUAUUAUGAACCUCAUCAUACAUCCGUAUGUACAGAAUGGAAAUGAAAGAAAUUUUUUUUGUGAAUUUGUAGAUUCUGGCACAGUUUAAAUGGCUUGCUGAUUGGUGUAAUGGAGGAGGGGAGCAUUGGGGGUGUGGGUAGGAAAAAAAAUCAACUUUUAUGCUUGCUGCAAAAAGGAACAAAAGGGCAAAACUGAAAGACAGGCACAAGUGAAAUCCACUAUUGUGGAUCACAUUUCUGAUCACAUAAGAUAAUGUCUAGAAGAGAAAUGCUUUAUUUUUGUAUGAAAUCCUAUCUUGAUUGUCAAUAUUCCGAAGAUGAGAUCAGUGCCAAUGGAUGCCAACAGUGUAAACAGAAAAAAAAUGAAUUUAUUGUCAUUGUUAUAGUUUAUUACAAUAUGAACGUGUUUCGUAUUAGAUUUGUGUGCACGUCUGUUCAUAGAGUGGCAAUUUUGACUGAUAAUAAUUAUGUAAUACAUCAAUAUUGUGAUGUAUAUUUUUCUGCAUGACUUGGGGUGCUUGGAACUGUAUUUAAUGGACUGGUUCCUGAAUAGUCAGCAGUUUCAAUUAACCUGAAAGAACAUUUUUUUUAUUUGAAAGUAGACAGAAUAAAAAUUAAUUUUGCUUCAUUUUGAAUAUAAAAGUGUGUUAAAUUUUUUCUUUCAUUUUUCAGUUGAAUGCUAAAUACAAGCUGCAGAAAAUAAGUGAUGGGAGCAUCCAAACAGAAAUGGAUUUUUAAGAUUAAGAUAUAGCUAUAUUACCUGGUAAAUGGUCAUCUGAAUUGUUGCUUGAAGAGUUGCCUUUUAGAUUGACAUGUUUGGUUUGCUUGCUGGUUGAUGUUUGAUAUCUUGUGUUCCCUGUCCAAUAUAAUGUGUGGCCUUUGCUCUGACCAAACUAGGUCGAACGUGUUUUUGUAACAGACUUGCAUAAUUUGCAGUGUAUGUAGAUGUCAUGUUAAAUAAAAUACUUGGUAUUUCAA
Messenger RNA from Pomacea canaliculata, 7455 nucleotides. Its product is annotated as transmembrane protein 189-like. NCBI's taxonomy places the organism in Eukaryota, Metazoa, Mollusca, Gastropoda, Architaenioglossa, Ampullariidae. Bases 75 to 917 code for a protein of 280 amino acids. The transcript is spliced from 5 exons. Gene Ontology annotation, molecular function: oxidoreductase activity. The record is from RefSeq and is a predicted model, not a curated record.